AUGCAGUACGAAUACCUGCCCCCACAGUCGUCUGCCCAGCAGCAACAGCAACCACCCUCCCCGUCCCAAGCCUGGCAGCAACAACAACAGCAGCAACAACAGCAGGGAGGACUUGCCCCUCCGAGCCAUAUGCCCUACAGUGGAGGACUGACCGCGGCCGCGACAGGAAGUUCCGAGAACCUCUUUGAACGCUCGACCGAAGGCUUUCCCAAGUCUGCGAUUGACCAGUCGGCCGCAGCAAAGUACCGAUUGGAGCACCACUACAGUCUUUCGUUGGAGCAGGCCAUUGAACGAAGCGAAAGACGAGCUGAACUCGAGACGCGACUAGAAACCGAGCCAGGAAGCGAAGAGCGUAAGCAGCGUCAACUGGCUGCUCUUGGUCGUAAAGAAUCGCAGUUUCUGAGACUUCGUCGUACGCGUCUAGGUCUGGAUGACUUUGUCACCGUGAAGGUGAUCGGAAAGGGUGCCUUUGGAGAGGUCCGUCUUGUCCAGAAGCUGGACUCUGGCAAGAUUUAUGCUAUGAAGACCCUCCGUAAGGCCGACAUGUUCAAGAAGGACCAGUUGGCACACGUCAAAGCCGAGAGAGAUGUGUUGGCUGAAUCGGAAUCACCCUGGGUGGUUCAGCUCUACUACUCUUUCCAAGACCCACAGUACCUGUAUCUCAUCAUGGAGUUCUUGCCAGGAGGAGACUUGAUGACCAUGUUGAUCAAGUACGACACCUUUUCCGAGGACGUCACUCGAUUCUACAUUGCAGAGUGCGUUCUUGCCAUUGAGGAUAUUCACAAGAUGGGCUUCAUUCAUAGAGAUAUCAAGCCCGAUAACAUCUUGAUUGACCGCGACGGGCACAUCAAACUGUCAGAUUUCGGAUUGUCGACUGGAUUCCACAAGACGCACGAUUCGCAGUUCUAUCAGCGGCUUUUGGAAGGGCAGGUCAAAGGCAAUGCUGGAAGCAGCAACACCCAUGAUGGAGUGACGACAUUGAGCGCAGGCAUGGAUUCCAUCAACUUGACCUUUUCCAGCAAGGAUAAGCUCGCCACAUGGAAAAAGAACCGCCGCACCCUUGCCUACUCGACGGUCGGUACGCCCGAUUAUAUUGCGCCAGAGAUCUUUUUGCAGCAGGGUUAUGGCCAGGAGUGCGACUGGUGGUCCUUGGGAGCGAUCAUGUUUGAGUGCCUUGUUGGAUACCCACCCUUCUGCAGUGAGAACGCCCACGAAACCUACCGCAAGAUUAUGAACUGGCGUGAGCAGCUCUACUUCCCCGAGGACGUCCAUCUCACCCCUGACGCCGAAGAUUUGAUCCGCAGACUGAUUUGUUCGCCAGAGAUGCGAUUGGGCCGCCACAGUGUACACGAGAUCAUGGGCCAUCCGUUCUUCAACGGAGUCGACUGGGCCAACAUCCGUCGGAUGGACUCGCCGUUUGUUCCUAUCCUCACGUCGAUCACAGAUACCAGCUACUUCCCGACUGAGGAUUUGGAGAAGGUGCCGGAACAUCCUGAGCAGCACGAUUACCAAGUCGCCGAUGACUCGAAGCAGAAGGAUCUGGCCUUUGUGGGUUACACCUUUAAACGGUUUGAGUCCUUGACUAAGCGCAAUGCUUUGUAA
Messenger RNA from Linnemannia hyalina, 1602 nucleotides. The record is from the annotation of a GenBank genome assembly. Lineage: Eukaryota; Fungi; Mortierellomycota; Mortierellomycetes; Mortierellales; Mortierellaceae.